Messenger RNA from Impatiens glandulifera, 1201 nucleotides. Its product is annotated as ribonuclease 3-like protein 2. Gene Ontology annotation, molecular function: RNA binding; ribonuclease III activity. Lineage: Eukaryota; Viridiplantae; Streptophyta; Magnoliopsida; Ericales; Balsaminaceae. Gene Ontology annotation, biological process: siRNA processing. The transcript is spliced from 4 exons. The coding region runs from base 56 to 1072 and encodes 338 amino acids. Gene Ontology annotation, cellular component: cytoplasm; nucleus. The record is from RefSeq and is a predicted model, not a curated record.
AGUCUUCUUCAAAUCAAAUAUUUGUUCUUGGCGGCGGCGGCGGCGAAAGACGGUCAUGGACGAUUCUAUCAGGGCAGUUGAGAAGAUUCUCAAUUACGAAUUCAAGGAUAAGAAGCUAAUAGAAGAUGCUCUCACUCACUCUUCUUACGCAUUUUCUGAUUCGUAUCAGCGCUUAGAGUUCCUCGGCGACGCCGCCAUUAGUCUCGCGAUGACCAACUUUUUAUUCACCAAAUAUCCUAAACUUGAUCAGGGUAAACUAUCUUUCAUCCGAUCUGCUAACAUUAGCACGGAGAAGCUUGCUCGUGUUUCUGUUCGACACGAACUCUAUCGUUAUGUUCGACAUAAUGAUGUAUCUAUCAAUGACAAGGUUAGGGAUUUUGUGUAUGCAGUAGAGGAAGAAGAGGGUUUUGUAGUUUAUGGUGGAUUGGUGAAGGCACCUAAGGUUUUGGCUGAUAUUGUUGAGUCUGUGGCGGCUGCAGUUUAUAUCGACUUGCAGUUUGAUUUGCUGGCCUUUUGGAUGGUCUUCAGAGACAUAAUGGAGCCAAUUUUCACAUAUGAUAUAAUCCAGAAUCAACCUCAACCUGUGAUGCAACUGUUAGAACUCUGUCAAAAAUAUGGAAAUCAAUUGGAAUUUAGGAACUCUAAAGAAAAUGGAAUGAUCAUUGUUAGUGUAUAUAUUGAUGAUGAUUUUGUUGCCUCUAGUUCUUCCUUACAAAGGGACACUGCGAAGCUUCAUGCUGCAAAGAUAGCUCUCGAGAAUUUAGGAGACUAUUCAAGAUGCAACAACAAAGAGUUAAAUGCUUACAAAGUAAUUGAUGGUACAAAUGAGAUUGCAGGUGCAAAGCAGAAAUUGCAUGAAAUUUGUUCAAAGAAAAAAUGGCACAACCCCGUUUACAGAGUUGAAGAGGAAAUAAAGCCUUCAAAGGGGAGACGCUAUAUGUGUUCCGUUAAGAUUAAUAUCCGAGAGAAGUUGGUUUCCAAGAUUGGAGAACAUAAGACUAGGAUAAAAGAUGCUGAAAAUUCUGCAGCUUCUUUGAUGAUUCAGAGUUUACAUGAAGAUGGACGCAUAUGAUGCUUUUUUUUUUAUCUUAGACUUCAGAUUUUUUAUUCCAACAUAUGUGAAGUAUUGUGAGACUAUUGGAAUGUUUGUGUUCAUCUGAUUGAUUGUAAUUUUGUUAACUUUGAUUGUAAUUGGUGUUUU